UAUGUGGGUACUUUUGGUCGGAUGCGGAAGUAUCCGUCCUGAUGAUGAUGAAGCCAGAUAGAUUUUUUCUUUUUCAGAUGGAGUAAAUUAACACAGUCGGGAAGCAAUCGGUGGAAAAGGAAACAGCUUUGGAAGGUUGAUUCCAUUACAGAUUCGAUUCGAAACUAUGGUUCAGAUUUCCGAUCUUCCACGGGAUUUGACAGAGGAGGUGCUCUCUAGGAUUCCGGUGACAUCUAUGAGAGCAGUGAGAUUUACUUGCAAAAAGUGGAACACCUUAUCGAAAGAUCGGAGCUUUACAAAGAAGCACCUGCGUGGAGCAAGAGCAGCAGCAAAGAAGAAGCAGACGAAGGAGUUUCAGGUGAUCAUGAUGAUUCAAUUUAGGGUUUAUUUAUACAGCGUCAACCUCCUUAAUCCAUCAAUAGAGCGUAUAGGUAAACUUAUUAGCCUAGACGUUGAAGAUCAUGUCGACAUAUCUAAAAUCUUUCACUGCGGCGGUUUAUUGUUAUGUAUCACCAAAGACAUAUCUAGGCUUGUGGUUUGGAACCCUUAUUCUGGGCAAACAAGGUGGAUCAAACCUAGAAAUUCUUACCACAGAUUGGACAGGUACGCUUUAGGAUACGAAGAGAAGAACAAGUCGUGUCGUUGCUACAAAAUCUUGAGAUUUAUGGAUGAUUACGAGGAUGACAGGGCACUGCGCCUAAUUCGUGAGUUUGAAAUCUACGACUUAAACUCUGAUUCAUGGAAGGUUGUUAAUGUCACUCCCGACUGGGAUGUAGAGUUUUAUCACCGUGGCCUGUCUCUCAAGGGGAAUACUUACUGGUUUGCUCAAGAGAAGCUUCCACCAUUACCACGCGGAAGAGUGAUAACAAUAUCAGAUAUGGCUGAUUUCUUACUCUGUUUUGAUUUUACAAGGGAGAGAUUUGGACCGCGCCUGCCUCUGCCUUUCCACUCUUUUGUUGAAGAUACUGUGACUCUAUCCAGUGUUAGAGAUAAGAAACUUGCAGUGUUAUUUCAGCCAUGUAGUGCAUCUACCGUGAAGAUAUGGAUUAGUCGCAAGAUUGAGCCCAAUGCAGUGUCGUGGAGGAAGGUUUUCUUAGCGGUUGAUAUGAAAUCACUCACUGGUUUUCAGUUUGACAUUAACGCUGCAAGUUUCUUUGUUGACGAGAAGAAAAAGGUCGCCAUGGUUCUGGAUAAAGACAGGUUCAGUUAUAAAUUUACUCGCAACAUAGCUUACAUCAUUGGGAAGAAGGGGUACUUCGAAAAAGUGGAUCUUGGAGAAUCUACAGUUUCAAGUUGUGCCUCACUUGUGUGCUCUUACGUUCCAAGCUCAGUGCAAAUCUAGCAAGCUUCACCACGAGGCAACCAAUCGAUUCAAUUGUUUUCUUUUCUUAUGUAUCUGAUUUGUCUUGGAGAUUUUUUAUCUUUGUCUAGUUGUUGUGCCCAGAACUCUAAGUUCCGCCACAUAGUUUUUCCAGACUAAUAACUUGUUAGAGGACAGAGCUAAGCAUACCUGACCUGAACACAAAAUUAUAGGGGAAUGAAAUUGGUUUCUACCUCUGCAUGUCUCACCAUGAAAAGCUCAUCAUCGUAGAUCAUCAGGUCUGCUUUAGCUGAGGGAUGGACUUGUGUUUUGCUGGUAUGACAUGUUUGAACAUUAAUUUGGAGAUAACCCUUGUGUGACA
Messenger RNA from Arabidopsis thaliana (thale cress), 1682 nucleotides. RefSeq names its product F-box and associated interaction domains-containing protein. Gene Ontology annotation, cellular component: nucleus. Bases 167 to 1342 code for a protein of 391 amino acids. NCBI's taxonomy places the organism in Eukaryota, Viridiplantae, Streptophyta, Magnoliopsida, Brassicales, Brassicaceae. The transcript has a single exon. The record is from RefSeq and is marked reviewed. Gene Ontology annotation, biological process: protein ubiquitination.